CAUUGUGAUGUAGCAAUUGUCAGGUGGACAGGGGGUCUAUUUUAGCGAGCCAUUCACAUGAGACUUUGAAUACGUAAAUCUUUCACUAAUAACCAUAAAGUGCUUUUUCUUUUCCUGACUCACCACUGGUGCUGCUCUCUCUGAUUUCCUCACAUUUUCAAGAGGUACCAUAAGCUACAACCAUGUCUGAGGGUCCGAGAAAGCCAAAAUAUUCAGCAACCCGCCGACUGCAUUUGAAGUCCAAACUACUGAAGAAGGCAGCGUCUAUGCUGGUGGCUGAAAGUGAAGCGAAGAAACAAGAGAAAGAAAGAGUUGUGAACGAGUGCUUCCCUCCUCUGAAGCUGUCAGGUCUGUCAGUCCAGGAGCUGCAGGAUCUUUGUAGAGAACUACAUCGCAAGAUUGAUGUUGUAGAUGAAGCACGUUAUGAUAUGGAGGUGAAGGUAGCCAAAAAUGAGAAAGAGAUCCAGUCGCUGAAUCAGAAGAUCAUUGAGCUGAAGGGGUUGAAGCGGCCUAACUUGAAGAGGGUGAAGAAAACAGCAGACGAUAUGCUGGGCGCAUACACUGACACCUCCAAACUCAUGAAGGCUGAUUUCAAGGCCAACCUCAAGACAGUGAAGAAAGAAGAAGAAAAGAGGGAAGAAGUGACUGACUGGCGUAAGAAUGUGGAGGCCAUGUCUGGUAUGGAGGGCAGGAAGAAACUCUUUGAUGCAGGACAAUAAGCGGGUGCUCGUGUUAGACAAGAAUCACUGUCCAAAUACAAGAGGGUUUCCAUUACAGGAUGAAACAAAACUAGCUUUGUAAAGAAUGAUGUCAACCAUUGGCACUAAAUUAAUUCACUGUUUAGAUUAUACUGUAUCAAAAUAGCUGUAAUCUUGAUUUAAUGUAAACUUGUAUGUAAAGACCACCACAUUGCAUAUUGAAAUUGUGCUAAAGAAAAGGCUAAUUAAAUUUAUUAGUUGGUCUUUUAAAGUGCAGUAUUUAUAUUAUACAGAUGAUGGCACUGUCGCACUGUAAUACAUGUGAUACUGAUUAAACGACCACGA
Toxotes jaculatrix (banded archerfish) is the source of this 1043-nucleotide messenger RNA. RefSeq names its product troponin I, slow skeletal muscle-like. NCBI's taxonomy places the organism in Eukaryota, Metazoa, Chordata, Actinopteri, Toxotidae. The transcript is spliced from 9 exons. The coding region runs from base 183 to 719 and encodes 178 amino acids. The record is from RefSeq and is a predicted model, not a curated record. Gene Ontology annotation, biological process: muscle contraction. Gene Ontology annotation, cellular component: troponin complex.